AUGACAUAUGCAAAUUACAAUGUAAAUGGGAAGAUAUGGUUAUUUGUACAAGAGAAUAUUCAGGUGGAGGUAAUAUCAGACUCAGAACAACAGUUGACUGUGAAACUACUAUUUGAUAAUGGCCAUCAAACGAUCAAUACUUUGGUAUAUGCAAAGUGUAGUUCCUAUGAAAGGCUCCAGUUGUGGAAUGAGAUAUACUCUAUUGAUCAAAAUAUGACAUAUCCAUGGUUGGUAGAGGGUAAUUUUAAUGUCAUUUUGACUCCAGAGGAGAAGAUAGGAGGACUUCCAGUAUAUCCUACUGAGGUGGAAGAUUUUGCUUGCUGUAUAAACUCUUGUGAAUUGAUUGAUCUAAGAUUCAAUGGAAGUCCUUUCACAUGGUGGAAUGGUAGGGCUGAUGAGGAGUGCAUCUUUAAAAGAUUGGACAGAAUCCUUGUAAAUAAUUUGUUUUUGGGAGAAAUGGGGAAUUUAAAAUUAGAUAUCCUUGCUAGGUCUGGCUCUGAUCAUGCACAAAUGUUAUUAACAUGUGGUGGACAAUCUCCACCUACAUAUAAGCCAUUCAGAUUCCUUAAAUUUUGGACUGAGAAAGAAGAGUUUAAAGAGGUCAUUCUACAGAAUUGGGUUGCUGAUGGUAAUCCAGAUAUUUUUAUAAACUUGAAGGUAAAGAUGAAAAGAACUAAACAGGCCCUGAGAAAGUGGAGUAGAGAUUGUUAUGGUGAUAUUUUUCAACAACUAAUCAUCAGGGAGGAUAUUGUCAGAGUUAAGGAACAAUUGUUUGAGCAUACACCAAAUUCUGUCAAUAGAGAAGUACUUAGUAGAGCUCAAGCUGAGUAUACUAAGUACCUGCACUUUGAGGAAGAGUUUUGGAGGCAGAAAUCAGGAAUUCAGUGGUUCACAGAGGGGGAUAAAAAUACUAAGUUUUUCCAUAACUUGGUAAAAGGUAGAAGGAAAAGACUGAACAUUGACAGGAUUCAGAAAGCUGAUGGUACAUGGGCUGAGGGGACUGAAGUUGAGACAGAAGCCAUCAAAUUUUAUCAUGAGCAAUUUACAGGAGGGGCAACUGAUGUGGAUCUGACCUUACUUGAUUUAGUUCCUAAUAUGGUGACAGAAGAAGAUAAUGUACAUUUGAACAGACCUCCUACAUUAGAAGAAGUCAGAAGGGUAGUUUUUGAACUAAAUGGAGACAGUGCUUGUGGUCCAGAUGGAUUUACAGCUCAUUUUUAUCAAUGUUGUUGGGAUAUUGUUCAUAAUGAUGUAUUUGCUGUAGUACUGGCUUUUUUUAAUGGUUUGACAUUACCAAAAGCUAUUACUCACACCAAUCUAGUCUUGAUCCUAAAAGAGAAAAGACUCAUCCAUGAUAGACUAGAGGAUCUGCUGCCUAAGCUUAUUUCCAAUAACCAAUCUGGAUUUGUUAAAGGUAGGAACAUUACUGAAAAUGUUUUACUUGCACAGGAAAUUAUAGUAGACAUCCGAAAAAGGAGUAAGACUGCUAAUGUGGUGUUUAAGCUAGACAUGGAGAAAGCUUAUGAUAGAGUGGACUGGAGGUUCAUGAUGAAAGUCCUUGGCAAAAUGGGUUUCAACGAUGAAUAUGAAAAACAAUCAGGGCAGAAGAUCAAUAGGGACAAAAGUGCCUUUUUUGUACAUAAUAUGGCUGCUCAUAGAGAUAUUCAGUUAAUAGAGGAAUGUUCAGGAUUUUCAAGAGGUACUUUUCCUUUAACAUACCUGGGUUGCCCAAUUGGGCAUGCUAGGAAAAGGAAAACUCACUUUGCUGAUCUGAUGAAGAAAGUGCUAAAUAAACUACAAGCUUGGAAAGGAAAGUUACUCUCAUUUGGAGGAAAGGUUGUUCUAAUUAAUAAUGUGCUACAAAGUGUCCCUAUAUAUCAACUAUCUGCAAUCAUACCUCCUAAUUGUGUGAUUCAUGACCUACACAAACUAUUUGCAAGAUUCCUGUGGAGUUUUAAGGAAGGUAGUAGAAGCAAGCACUGGGUUUCUUGGACUGAAAUUUGUCAACCUAAACUGGAAGGAGGGUUGGGUUUCAGGUCCCUAUUUGAUGUAUCAAGAGCUUUGUUUGCAAAGCUUUGGUGGAAUUUUAGAACCAAAAACUCUAUGUGGUCACACUUCAUGUGGAACAAAUACUGUAAGAAGUGUAGACCUCAAAUCGUGGAGUGGAAGGGAGGUUCUCAGACUUGGAAGUAUAUGUUACAGGCUAGGGAUUCCAUAGAUCAAGAAAUUUGGUGGCAGCCUAACAAUGGAUCCUCUAGUAUUAUGUUUGAUAAUUGGUCUCAAAUUGGAGCAUUACAUUACUAUCUUCCAAUAUCUUUUUCUUCUAGUCUCGAUCAAGAAGAUAUUAGUCAAGUGAUGAUUCAAGGGAAGUGGAAUGAGGAGUUGCUACGACAUAUCUUCCCCGAAGGAGUUACAGAACACAUUAUUAAAAACAUUGAUAUUGUUCAGGAGUGUGAGGAGAUGGAUAAGCCUUACUGGAUGCUAAAUCAUUCAGGUAAGUUCUCUAUCAGGUCAGCUUGGGAGAGUUUGAGAACUCCAGGGGUAUAUCAGGAAGAAUUUAGACAAGUAUGGGAGAAAGGGGUCCCUUUUAAAAUCUCUUUCUUCUUCUGGAGAUUGAUCAAACAAAGAAUUCCUAUUGGAGAACUUUUGGUCAGAAUGGGGCUAGAAGAGGUGGUGUAUUGUUGUUGUUGUGACCUGAACAUUAAUGAAACAUGGGAACAUCUUUUUAUUGCUUGUCAUAAAUCUCAGUUUCUGUGGAACAUAGUUGGAAGAGCUGCUGGAGUUGAGGGGCCUUUUCUACAACUGAAGGACACCAUUUUUAAAUGGUGGAAUGCAGAAUGUAGUGCUAAAUUGAGGCCUCUGUUCAAUGCUAUCCCUGGUUUUAUCCUAUGGGAAAUUUGGAAAGGAAGAAAUAUUGUGAAACAUGGUGGUAAAAUGUCUAGGUACAGUAUGUUAGCAGAAAUUAAUAGAAAUAUUCACAGUCUGGCUGUGGUUAGAUAUCCUUGGUUACACAACAUACCUAAAGAGUGGGCUAUGAUGGUGCAUUUCUUUGAGAAUUACAAAUCUGUUAUAUCGACUAGGGUGAUUUAUUGGGUCCCUCCUGGUAUAGGGGUGUACAAAUGUAAUUCAGAUGGUGCAUCUAAGGGUAAUCCAGGACCUAGUUCUGGGGGUUUCUGUAUCAGAAAUUGGGAAGGAAAAUUCAUAUAUGCAGCUACACAGGAGUUGGGUGUCAAGACAAGUUUGGAAGCAGAGGUCAUUGCUUUAAAAAUGGGACUACAAUUUUGUGUGUCCAACAAUCUAUUACCUGUUAUACUGGAGACUGACUCAUUAAUGGUGUCUCAAAUAUUGGGUGGCAAUUGGGAAACUCCAUGGAGCGUUAGCUUGAUGAUUAAGAAAAUACAAUGGCUGAGGAAGGCAGGAGGAGUGGAGGUGUCUCAUGAAAUUGGUGAACUGUUAGGUCCACAACAGUCAUUUGAGUUGGAAUAUGCUCAAGACAUUAUUCAACAACAAAGCGAUAGCCUUGAUUGUGGAAUGUAUGUAGCUGUUUUUGCUGACAAAAUCAACAUUCCAUCUAUUAGUUUUCAGAGUGACUGUCUUUGCAAUAGAUAUGCAACACUGUUAUGA
Messenger RNA from Solanum verrucosum, 3624 nucleotides. RefSeq lists its product as uncharacterized. Lineage: Eukaryota; Viridiplantae; Streptophyta; Magnoliopsida; Solanales; Solanaceae. Bases 1 to 3624 code for a protein of 1207 amino acids. The transcript has 5 exons. Gene Ontology annotation, molecular function: RNA-DNA hybrid ribonuclease activity; nucleic acid binding. The record is from RefSeq and is a predicted model, not a curated record.